AUGCUGUCUUCUUCCUCUAGCGAGUUCUCCAACAAGGAUCUCAAGUCAGUCGGAAACUAUACCCUCGGACGCCUCAUCGGAAAGGGUUCCUUUGGCAAAGUCUACCUCGCCACCCACAAACUCACCAACGGCUCCAAGGUUGUCCUCAAGUCGGCCAAGAAGGAUGACUCCAACCUCGCCCGCGAGAUCCACCAUCAUCGACAAUUCGUCCACCCUCACAUUGCGCGACUCUAUGAGGUCAUAGUCACCGAGAACCUCGUCUGGCUUGUCCUCGAAUACUGUCCCGGCGACGAACUGUACAACUACCUCCUCAAAAACGGCCCCCUACCGGUCACCAAGGUACAGAAGGUCUUUGCCCAACUCGUCGGCGCCGUCUGCUAUGUUCACAAGCAGUCAUGUGUCCACCGGGACCUGAAACUCGAAAAUAUUCUGUUUGACAAGCACGAGAAUGUUAAGCUGGUCGAUUUCGGCUUCACCAGAGAGUACGAGGGCAGGUCCAACUACCUCCAAACUUUUUGCGGCACCAUAUGCUACUCGGCCCCCGAGAUGCUCAAGGGCGAAAAGUACGCCGGCGAAAAGGUCGAUGUCUGGAGCUUAGGCAUCAUACUAUACGCCCUGCUCUGCGGAGAGCUUCCCUUUGACGAUGACGAUGACAAUAUUACCCGUACCAAGAUCCUGUCCGAGGAACCCAAGUACCCCGAGCAUCUGCCCGCCGACGCCGUCUCGCUCCUGAAGAGCCUCCUCUCGAAGCGCCCCUUCCCGCGUCCCAGCCUCCCCGACAUCCUGAUACACCCCUUCCUUGCCGAGCACGCGUCUGCACAGCAAGCAAUUCUCGACGUUGAAGCCAAGUCGCCCUUUGCCUCGGGUCUGGAGAAGGACUGCCUCCACCGCAUGCGCGCCGCCGGCGUCGACAUUGAUUCAGUCAUCGAGAGUGUACUAGCCCAGAAGUGUGAUGCGCUGUCUGGUUGGUGGACGCUUCUCCUGGAAAAGGAGGAGCGUAAGAUGCUGCGGAGGGAACGCAAGCGACGCGAGAGGGAAGACAAGAACCUGCGACGCGUGUCGGCCGCGUCGAGUCGUCUAGAACGCAUGGCUCCGUCGCUUCAGGACGUCGACGAGGAUGGCGGUUUCACAGUCAACGCCAGGACUCGGGGGAGGAGCACCCGUCGGAGUGCACACUACAACUCGGAUUUUAACCUGCAAGAGGUGAGCGAGGGCGGUUUCCAGAGCGGUCUGAGAAGUCCGGACGAGAUCCCCCCGACACCCAUCGACAAGGACUCGGUUCGAUCUGCGUCGACAUCACGACACCGCCGACCGGUACCACCUCCCAAAGAGGGCAUAAUUCGCAGCGCCAGGUCGCGUGGGUCGACGCUUCACCUGGUGACGACGUCUGACGUUCUAGGUCACCAUGAUCACGCCGCCGAGGGCCGGCAUCACGGGGUGGGCGGACAUGGCAAGGCCCGGAAGAAGCCGAGCGAAGCCAUAAUUGCGCACUGGAAGAACUGGACCCAUUGGAUAUUUGAGAACACGACCAAGCGCCGACGCUGGAACGAGCGCAAGUCGAACCGCAGCACCCCCGACCUCCACAGGAAGGACAGCAACGCCAACUCAUCCAGAGACGGGCGAGAGGCCCCCAGGCCGCAGACGAGCAAGGGCCCCAACUCUAGCUCCUCGGCUGGGGGGCAGGCCACGGUGCCACUGCCCAAGGGGGUUGUGGCUAACGGGCAGAUGGUCAAGGCGAAUGGCACACUGACGCAGAAUGGGGUGAACGGCGUGGCAGCCGGCGGCGACAACCUCAAACCGUUGCCGCAGCUCCAGCUCCAGAACCCUUCACGUACAGCCAAGUCGAAUUCCUACAAGCGGCACUCCCUCUCCCCGGCGCCGCUGACGCCACGGUCCACGAUCCGCCGCUCAUCGGGCGGUCUCCGUGGACGCAAGUCUACGUCGUCUUCGGUGUCGUCUGUGCGAUCGAUGCACCGCCACCGGCACUCGCACUCCAAGGCAUCGUCCACCAGUUCGGCAGGCUCCAUAUCGACAUCCAAGACGCCCCAUCGCGGGCCCUCACCGCACCACUCGGUCAAGGUGCUCCCCGCAACCCCUCCGGCGACGUCUUUCCCCUCCAACAUCCGACUUGUCCGGGCUGCCCCUCCCCCCCUGAACUUCUACAACGAGGGUAUGCCCUCUGGCCACGAGCAGAUGGGCCCAGUGUCGCCCAAUCCGUUCGGCACAAACGUCCUCUUUGCCAAGCGCAAGAAGAGCCUCUUCAAGGGCCCCUCGAUGCACCACCAUUUCGGUCAUUUCGGCGGAGGCGGCGGCGCCAACAGUGCCGGCACCAGCACCACCCGCAGCUCCGGUGGAGGAGGCCACUCCCGCUCCGGCAGCGGGUCGGCCAUCGGUCGCCGCUCGGGCGAGGUCACCAUUCAAGAAGAGGACGAAGAGUACGUAGACGAGGAGGAUGAGGACGAGGAGGCCAUCGACGAGGAGGAUGGGUUCACUCCCGUUGCUGCUGCCGCGGGGCCGACGAGCGACGCGAUAAAGGAGCAGGUCAUUGAGACGGAUGAUGUGGCCACGCCUACAAAGAGUGGCGGUGGUCUAGGCACGCCGAUUGAUCUCGGAAGACCAAGUGCUAUACCUGAAUCGCCGCAGACGCCUACUGCUUAG
Molecule: messenger RNA, 2658 nt
Organism: Geosmithia morbida
Lineage: Eukaryota; Fungi; Ascomycota; Sordariomycetes; Hypocreales; Bionectriaceae
Product: Protein tyrosine kinase
Exons: 3
Coding region: 1-2658 (885 amino acids)
Biological process (GO): protein phosphorylation
Molecular function (GO): protein kinase activity; ATP binding
Source: RefSeq, a predicted model, not a curated record